Messenger RNA from Trichosurus vulpecula (common brushtail), 4609 nucleotides. Its product is annotated as hepatocyte nuclear factor 4-beta-like. NCBI's taxonomy places the organism in Eukaryota, Metazoa, Chordata, Mammalia, Diprotodontia, Phalangeridae. The record is from RefSeq and is a predicted model, not a curated record. Gene Ontology annotation, molecular function: zinc ion binding; nuclear receptor activity; RNA polymerase II cis-regulatory region sequence-specific DNA binding. Gene Ontology annotation, biological process: positive regulation of transcription by RNA polymerase II; cell differentiation; anatomical structure development.
GACACAAAGACUCAGGCCUAAGCCCCCCAGAAGCCACAUCAGCAGAAUCCAGCCAGGCCGGCUUGCUGACUAAUGGAAUUAAUUCUCUCUGUUCCAUCUGUGGGGAUCGUGCUACUGGCAAACAUUAUGGUGCAUCCAGCUGCGAUGGGUGCAAAGGAUUCUUCCGGAGGAGUGUCCGCAAGAACCACGUCUAUUCUUGCAGGUUUAACAGACAAUGUGUAAUUGACAAAGACAAGAGGAAUCAAUGCAGGUAUUGUCGAUUGAGGAAAUGUUUUAGAGCUGGAAUGAAGAAAGAAGCUGUACAGAAUGAGCGAGAUCGGAUAAGUAUUCGCAGAAACAGCUAUGAAGACAGUGGGUCCCUGUCAAUUGCCAUCCUGACCCAGGCAGAAGUGAUGGCGACACAGCACUCCUCCAUAAACCCCACGAAUGGGACCGAUGUGGCCACGAAAAAAGUGGCCACCAUCAGCGACGUGUGUGAGUCCAUGAAGCAGCAGCUGUUGAUCCUGGUGGAAUGGGCCAAAUACAUCCCAGUGUUCUGGGAGCUCCCGCUGGAUGACCAGGUGGCAUUAUUAAGAGCCCAUGCUGGAGAACACCUUCUUCUUGGAGUUGCCAAACGAUCUAUUCCCUACACAGAUUUCCUGCUUUUAGGAAACGAUUUCAUUAUUCCUAUGCACUGCCCAGAAAUGGAAAUUGCUCGGGUUGCUAUAAGAAUACUGGACGAGCUGGUCAAGCCCCUGAGGGAAAUCCAAAUUGAUGACAACGAAUACGCUUGUCUUAAAGCUAUCAUAUUCUUUGAUCCAGACUGCAAAGGCCUGAGCGAUCCCGGGAAGGUGAAGCGAAUGCGCUUCCAGGUGCAGGUGAACCUGGAGGACUACGUCACGGACCGGCAGUACGACUCGCGGGGCCGCUUCAGCGACCUUCUUCUCCUCCUGCCCCCGCUACAGAGCAUCACCUGGCAGAUGAUAGAGCAGAUCCAGUUCCUGAAACUCUUCGGCAUGGCUCGCAUCGACAGCCUGCUGCAGGAAAUGCUCCUGGGAGGGAACACCACGGAGAUGCCCCAGUAUCAUUCUGGGAUGCCCAGCUUAAACCUGGAGCCAGUCACUGGCCACAUCCUUCCCAACACCCUCAGUUCAGUGAUCCAGGCCACACCCGGGUCAGGCCAGAGCUGCUCUUUUACAGAAAGUCAUGCAUCUCCAGACACAUCUGUCUCUUCUCCUACAAGCCCUGGGAAUGAAGAUUACAAAUUAGACCCUGCCAGAGGAUCUGAGAUGCCUAUUCAAAUACUUCCCCAGACCGUCAUACCUAAGCAAGAGAUUUUAUAAGCCAUGAAACUAAAGAGACUUAAGCUCUCUGGGAAGUCAUCUACAAGCCAGUCUCCUUACCUUUCCAGAUGUGAGCCACCAUGACUGCCUCAGCUCCACAGCCAGCCUGGAUUUCAAGGGCUGGGGAUUCCAAUGGUCACAUCCAGUUGGAUACUCAGUUAGUACCAGGAUUGUUGUUGGUCCCUGGAUUGAUUCUGCAGGGCCUCUUCCCCUCUUGAAAAUAUAAGAUGGCUAAACUUUGGAGACACUUUAAAGUAAAUACCUCCAACAGCUGUCCAACAGAACUGUAAAAAUCACUAUGGUCUAACUCCAUCUGGCAGGAUUGAAACCUCUGGCUUCUAUUAACAAAACACAAGGCAACAUGGAUCCAAUUUAUGACCUCGGCUUAGGAUUUUUAGACCUGGAGGCAGAACAUGAACCCCAUACACAUACAGAGAAUACACAUUGAGUGUAUUUUUUAAAAACAGCCCAUUUGCAAAUUGGGCAGAGGGGGUAUACUCAGGUAUCCACCUCCCAAUUUGUAGAAGGGCCCAGCCAUCUUUUAUUCAAUUCCAGAAACAUCCCCUAAGUGCCUACUAUGUGCAAGAUACUGCGCCAAUCCCUGGACUGAUUUUUACAUACCGGCUCUAACCUCCCAGAGACCCUUCCUGUUUCCUUCUUCUGGCCAGUCACACCUUAGCCCAUCUUCUCAAAGUAUUCCAAUGCAACAUCUAUAAAAGACCACACAAUUUCCCUCCUCAACCAGGUCACAUCACUACCUUAAAACAGGAAUAAUUAGUUAUUGCUGGGAAAUUUUAGUUUGGUUCUGAUAAAACACAACAGUAUAUCCAUUACAGAGUGGUGUAGUGCUAGCCGUGUGGCCAUAAGCCUCACUGGCCUCAUCCGUAAACUAGGGACAAUUGGCAGUUCCCACUUUGCCAGGUGGUGGUUAGGAUCAAAGGAGAUUAUGUAUGUAAAGGGACAAGUUGUGAGGUGAAUAUCCACUAUUAAUAUGAAGUCAUGAAACCUCUCUGCAUUUUCACCACCCCACCCCCUCCUCCAUUCCCCCUUCAGACCUGCUUCUACUAAACCAGCUUUUCUCAAUGGUUGAGUACUUGAAUCAAGCUUCAGGUCACAAAGGCCCUGUUGCCUGACACAAAUGAAGUGUGACAAUGACUGAGGUUCAGACAGACAGAAGUUGAACAUGCAAACACGUGUCAUCCCCAUUCAUUCAUGGGAGGCUAUUGACAGAACUAUUUCCUGUUCAAAGCACUUCCUCUCAAUAUUACCUUUAGAACCAAAAUCAUUCUUUUAUUCCCAGGAAUGACAAAUCUCUGUCCUAUGACAGUGGACCUGAGUUUUAGAAACAGCUGAGUCAUUCUGGGCCAUAGCAGGUGACUGAAGUAGGGGAUCAAAGUGGAUGCAACCAUUUGGGUAAAAAAAUGAGGGGUGAUAUAUAAAAGGAGUGAGCCUGGUUUCAGCUCUGCUUACUAAAGACUCAAAUCAAAAUAAGAGACCGGCUCUUGAAGGUCACUCCCAAAGAGGACUUGCACACAUAUUUUAAGCAAAGAUGGAAUCUUCAGCACAAGCACAGCUUCCCAUGGUGACUGCCUUGACGGAGGAUAACACUAUGCCUUUGGAUGUGUAAAUUCUAAUCCGUUAAAAAAAAAUCUGUCCCAUGACUUCAUAGUCACACCUUAUAUAUGAGCAAUAUAAUUAAUGCAGGUAUUUUCACAUUAGUCAAGAGUUGUGAAAAUGUCUCAUUACUGAUGUCCUUUUAUAGCUGUCUUUUUUAAAAAAACUGAUUAUAAAUAUGCAUAUUUAGAUUUUUUAAAUACACAUGUAUUGUAUAUACAUAUAUGUGUAUAUAUGUGUGUGCAUAUAUAUGUAUGUGUGUGUAUAUAUGUGUGUAUGCACACACACACACAACACACAGAUAUUGCACUGUAGGAACAGAAAAAAUAUCUGAUUCAUGUUCCCACAUGCAUAAAGCUGCAUAUCUGGAACCUCUUAAACAAUUUUCCAUGUACAGUAUUAAUGCUUAAAAAAUCUAGAAAGCCGUGAUAUUUCCUGUUUGCUGAGGUUAGCCUCCAGCAUGAAAAUGACAUUAUUCCAAUGUGUGGCUUGUUUUCACGGCCUUAAAAAUCUAGCUUCUUCCAACUAGAAAGACAGAAAUCCCACCAAUAUUCAGAAAUGCCUGGUGCCUUGAAACGUCAUGGCAGUAAACAUGAAGUAAACCUGAAGAUAUGCUUACGUACCUCAAAUAAGCCCGGUACGGCAAAGACACCACCACGUACCAGCUGUGAUGCUAAAUGUCAGCCAGUGAAACCCAAAAUUUAACUGCUGAUUUUUGCAACUAUGUUAGCCUUAAGAGUACCUGUAAUGAUUACUUAACAAAUGGCCAGUGAUCACUAUCGUACCAGAAAAUGAGUUUGACUAGAAUCAUGCAAUAAUCAGAUCACAAUUUUCUCUUGAACUUGGGAGUCAUUUUUUCAGGCAUUAACUCAUGAAUCUUCAAUAUCCUGCAAGGCAGAGACGUGAUUUUAGGUGGAGGACUUUUUUUCCAGAUUCAUUUGGCAGAUCAGGAAAUGGAAUCUGUGUCAAUAGUUCCAAAUCUUUUUUGUGCCUCUCACGAAUUACAUUGGUCCAUCACAACUAUGACUAGAUAUUUGAGGGAAGGGGCAGAAAUCCUGAGUGACACACUGCUAAGAAGGGCAAGUGCCAUUUUCACUGAUCCCAGACACCUUAGAGGUCUCCAAAACCAGUGUGAUAAUAUAGGUAAUUUUCUCCAGUUGCUCUGGGGAGGGAGCAGAGAGCAGACUCCAGAAGAGGUCUGUGACAACAACAGGAUUCUCAGGAUGGCCUAGGAGCGAUAAAGGUGUGUGCAUACUGGAUGUGGGGAGCAGGGAUGUACUAGGCAGUGGGAGGCAGAGGCCUCUCCCUCGCAUUAGCACAUUGCGGGGAGGUCCCAGUGGCUCUCUGCCAGUUACAGCUCUGCUUAUCAAACAUUCAAAUCAAAAUGAUGAGAUGCAAUACAAGAUGAACAUUAGUGAAGCCCCAGGAAUGUUGUUUUUACCAGAUCCCUUCUUUAUCAGUGUGAUGCCAAAGCUAAGUCUUGUUUCCCCUAAGGGUCUCUCAAAAACAAUAUUUACUGACUGCUGACUCUUUCUCUAGAGUUUCUGGAAAGAGGCAGGUAGCUGCAGAGCUCUAUGCAUGCACGGCUAUUGUAGGCAUCAUUUUUGAAUUUGCUUGUCUUUACAAUUUCUGGGUUUCUUUUUCCAAAUAAAAUACAAGACCGUUACACAAUA